UUUUUUUCAUUAAUUUAACGUUUCGUAAUUUUUGUUUGAAAAAAAGACUAUGUAAGAAAUGUCAAAUUCAAGAAGAAAAGUAAUUUUAGCGUAUAGCGGUAGUUUUGAUACGUCUUGUAUAUUGUUGUGGUUAAAAGAAAAAGGAUAUUAAGUCAUCGCUUACGUGAUAAAAAUUUCUGUAACAUCUACAUCAUGGAAAAUCAUCAAAGUAUUCACUUUGGAUCGUGAAGUUCUGAGAGUCAAGUCAUAUCUGACGGAUAAAAUGUCGAAUUACAUUUAUAACGGUUAUAAGUUUUUGCCGGAAUGCGACUUCGUGCGAGAAUGCAUCCAGCAUUCGCAAAGAUAUGUAUACUUAAAUGGCACAGUGAGAGUGCAACUGUACAAUGGGAAAGCCAUGGCGAUCGCCAGAUCAAGCAAGAUCUCAUCGUACAACCAGACCGCAUCCAUGGAUGUGCAAGGUAAUUUCGAACUGACGGGCGCCACUGGAUUUAUUCUAAUACAGUCUCCAAAACUGAAGGAGUUGCGUCGUUUUAAUAAACAACAAUGUCUGAAUCAAGAUUUUAUUGCAAAUUUCAUAAAUUUCAAUAAAGGACGUACUGCAGUUAGCUCGAUGCUACUUUAUUCGCUUUAAAUGUCUACGCGUAUUCUCCUCCAGACAUAAUUCUAUAUUUUGUAAUAAUUGAACGAUUUUUGAAAGGUUUGCAAGGUAUUGCAGCAAGAAGAGUAAUCGUGUGACAAAACGUAAUUAAUUCUAGACGAUUAAAUCAAAAUCCGUCUCUAGAAAUCCGAUUGCUUCACGGUCGGUUCACGUUUAUGUGGUGGUCAUGGGAAGGAGGUGAGGUUUCGCAAUAAAACUAUUACUACAUGUUUUUUGUAUUCAUUUUAGUUAUUAAUUAAUUAAAUUUUAAGAUUACCUUAGCGUAUUCGUGAAGAUUAUAAUAUAAUGUACCAUACCUUUUAAGAGAUAUAUUAAUAGUAUACACAGUG
Messenger RNA from Monomorium pharaonis (pharaoh ant), 987 nucleotides. RefSeq names its product argininosuccinate synthase (gene Ass). Gene Ontology annotation, cellular component: cytoplasm. NCBI's taxonomy places the organism in Eukaryota, Metazoa, Arthropoda, Insecta, Hymenoptera, Formicidae. The record is from RefSeq and is a predicted model, not a curated record. Gene Ontology annotation, biological process: L-arginine biosynthetic process; urea cycle. Gene Ontology annotation, molecular function: ATP binding; argininosuccinate synthase activity.